AUGGACGGCAUGCCCAUCUGUUCUCCAGUUGGAGUGGAAGCUUCAUACGAUGCAUUCAGAGUAAUAUAUAUUGUUGUUGUUGUUGCAGGUUACCUUAAAUGCGAUACAGACGAUGGCUGCGAGAACAAAGAAGAGGUCGGGGGAGAAGAGCUCUUUGACACCGUGAAUUCCUCCAUCGUAUCCGGAGACAGCAUCAGGUUCUUUGUGAAUGUCAACUUGGACGUACCGCAGAAUGUUACAGCAGAAAGCGAAAGCACUGGCUGCGUUUUAUUACACACAUCGAGAAAAUACCUAAAAUUAAAGAAUUUUGAGGAGGAAGUCCGAGCGCACCGGGACCUGGACGGGUUCCUGGCCAGAGCCAGUAUCAUCCUGGACGAGACGGCAACCUCUCUGGACGAUGUCCUCCGGGAGAUGUUGAAACACUUUGCCGAAGACUCGGACAACGCAGAGCCCAGCUGCAACUUCGACAAAAUCAUGAGCACUUUAUUCACCGAUUCAGGAACCCCUCGAGAAGGGAAUGUUCACCUCUUGUCAGAUACGAUUCAGGGCGUCACAGCAACAGUCACUGGGGUGCAAUAUCAGCAGUCCUGGCUUUGUAUCAUUUGCACUAUAAAGUCCCUUCAGCGGCGCCACGUUUGCAUCAGUCGCCUGGAAAGGCCCCAGAACUGGGGAGAGAACUCCUGCGAAGUCCGGUUCGUCAUCCUGGUCCUUGCGCCUCCCAAAAUGAAAAGCACCAAAACGGCCACCGAAGUGGGCCGAACGUUUGCUACAAUGUUCUCGGACAUCACUUUCCGGCAAAAGCUUCUGGAAACCAAGACGGAGGAAGAGUUCAAGGAGGCCUUGGUCCACCAGCGUCACCUGCUAACCGUCGUGAACCAAAGACCCUCGGCUGUGGCGGAUGGACACAAGGCCCACGGCCACAAACCCCUCAAGCUCAACGAGUUCUUCAACGUCGGCAAAGGGAUUUUUGAUGACAUUGCGCGACGGUUCCCAGUGUAUGCUCUCGACUUCACCGAUGGCAUUAUUGGCAACAACAAAGCCAUAGGGAAGUAUAUCACCACCAUGAUCUUUCUUUAUUUCGCCUGCCUCCUGCCCUCCAUCGCUUUCGGCUCCCUCAAUGACGAAAACACAGAAGGAGUCAUCGAUGUGCAGAAAACCAUCGUUGGCCAAUGCAUCGGCGGGCUUCUUUAUGCUCUGUUUUCAGGCCAGCCGCUUGUAGUGCUCCUAACGACAGCACCUUUAGCCCUGUACAUCAAUGUCAUCAAGGGCAUCUGCGAUGAUUACAACUUGCAGUUCAGCGCUUUCUACGCCUGGGUGGGGCUCUGGAACAGCUUCUUCCUCGUGGUCUACUCCCUCUUCAACUUCAGUCUUGUCAUGAAGCUCUUCAAAAGGUCGACAGAAGAAGUCAUUGCACUUUUUAUCUCCAUCACCUUUGUGCUCGAUGCCCUUAAAGGGAUAACCAAAGUUUUUACCCAUUACUACCACGUCCCCAGACCGCACAGCGCCCCAGUUGGCAAUGGCUCCAGCGCAUGGAACCUGUCGGUGGAGCGGUCAUCGUUGGGGAACCAGACGGACGGGUCUUCUGCCCCGGUGCCCUACGGGCGCGAGACAGCCGUCCUGAGCCUCAUGCUGAUGCUGGGCACCCUUUGGCUCGGCCACACCUUGUACCAGUUCAAGAAAAGCCCUUAUUUGCACGCCAGAGUCCGCGAGAUCCUGUCCGAUUGUGCCUUACCCAUUUCUGUCCUCACCUUCUCCAUUAUUGGGUCCUAUUUCUUCAAAGAAAUAAAAAUGUCGAAAUUUAACUACAACAAAUCGGAGAGCUUGUUCGAGUUGGCGCCCCUCCGGGACCUCUCCAUCGGCUCCGUCCUGAGCGCCAUGGGCCUCGGGUUCCUCCUUUCCAUGCUUUUUUUCAUAGAGCAGAAUAUUGUGGCAUCGCUCACAAAUGCCCCAGAGAACAGGUUAGUGAAGGGCACCGCUUACCAUUGGGACCUGCUCCUCGUGGCGCUCAUCAACACGGGGCUGUCGGUCUUCGGGCUGCCCUGGAUCCACGCCGCCUUCCCGCAUUCCCCGAUGCACGUCCGCGCUUUGGCCUACGUGGAGGAGAGGGUCGAAAACGGGCACAUCUACGAGACAAUCGUGAGCGUGAAGGAGACCCGGCUGACGACGUUGGUGGCCAACUUCUUGGUGGGCCUUUCGCUGCUGCUCCUGCCUUUCCCGUUGCAGCUGAUCCCGAAGCCGGUCCUCUAUGGGCUCUUCUUGUACAUCGCCCUGACCUCCAUCGAUGGGAACCAGCUCUUUGAAAGGGUGGCCCUUCUGCUGAAAGAGCAGACGGCCUACCCUCCGACCCACUACAUCCGCCGGGUGCCGCAGAGGAAGAUCCACUACUUCACCGGCCUGCAGGUGCUCCAGCUCCUCAUCCUUUGCGGCUUUGGGAUGUCUCCUCUUCCCUACAUGAAGAUGAUCUUCCCCCUCAUCAUGAUCGGGAUGAUCCCCAUCAGGUAUAACUUGCUGCCCCGGAUCAUCGAAGCGAAAUACUUAGAUGCGAUGGACGCGGAGCACUAAAA
Messenger RNA from Anolis sagrei ordinatus, 2564 nucleotides. Lineage: Eukaryota; Metazoa; Chordata; Lepidosauria; Squamata; Anolidae. The record is from RefSeq and is a predicted model, not a curated record.